Messenger RNA from Eutrema salsugineum, 728 nucleotides. RefSeq names its product H/ACA ribonucleoprotein complex subunit 2-like protein. Gene Ontology annotation, molecular function: box H/ACA snoRNA binding. Gene Ontology annotation, biological process: rRNA pseudouridine synthesis; snRNA pseudouridine synthesis. Gene Ontology annotation, cellular component: box H/ACA snoRNP complex; nucleolus. The transcript has 4 exons. The coding region runs from base 45 to 515 and encodes 156 amino acids. NCBI's taxonomy places the organism in Eukaryota, Viridiplantae, Streptophyta, Magnoliopsida, Brassicales, Brassicaceae. The record is from RefSeq and is a predicted model, not a curated record.
GUCCAGAACAGAAAGUGUGGAGGGAGGGAGGGAGAGAGAAAGAGAUGGGGAGCGACAGCGAAGCAGAGAAGGUGCACCUAAAGGAGAAGAAGAAGGUAGUAGCUUUGGCUCCGAUUGCUAAACCUCUUGCCGGCAAAAAGCUAUGCAAACGAACCCUCAAGCUUGUUCGCACAGCUGCUGAAAACAAAUGCGUGAAGAGAGGAGUGAAGGAAGUGGUUAAGAGCAUUCGCCGUGGCCACAAAGGAGUCUGUGUCAUAGCUGGUAAUAUAUCUCCUAUUGAUGUCAUAACUCAUGUCCCGAUCUUGUGCGAAGAGUCAAACAUCCCUUACGUCUAUGUUCCCUCAAAGGAGGAUCUCGCAACUGCUGGAGCAACCAAGCGGCCAACAUGUUGCGUUCUUAUCCUAACAAAGCCUGCGAAAGGAGAACUAAGCCCGAAAAUUCAAGAGAAACUCAAGACAGACUAUGAUCAAGUUGUUGAAGAUGUCAAAGAACUUGCUUCUUCUACUGUCUAUUAGGAUUGCAUUAGGAUUUAGGAUAUACAAAUUGCUCUUUACUGUCUCAUGUCUCAUUGCACUCUCUAUUUUUCGUCCAUGUCUGCCAGAAAAAAGUAUUUGAGUUUUCUCAGAUGGUAAUGUAAAAACGAAUCAGCCUCUUAUUCUUGGCUCAUGUUACAUUGUCGAGACUGAAUUGUCAAGCGUGUAUCACAAACCCUAUUAUUUACAUCAUUC